AACAACAGUGUUGGAACAGAGUAACAAUAUAGCAACCGCAAUUUUAUAUAAACAGAAGGUAGAAUCCUUCAGUUGAAGGCAGGCCAAACCAUGGGGAAGUCUCUGUUUUCCUUGCCGAAGCAAAAAGAGGAGCAGGAGAAUCUUAUUAAAAACACAGAGUCUCCUAUUGAGGACAAUAAACAUGACGUGUCACAGUUUCCAUAUGUUGAAUUCACAGGUAGAGACAGCAUCACCUGUCCUACUUGUCAAGGGACGGGGAGGAUACCUAGAGACCUAGAAAACCAACUAGUUGCUCUGAUACCAUACAGUGACCAGAGGCUGAAGCCAAGACGAACGACAUUGUACGUGUCUUUAUCAGUCGUUCUGUGUCUGCUACUUUCUGGUUUGGCUGUAUUCUUCCUGUUCCCUCAAACUAUUGACGUUUCUUAUGUUGGGGUGAAGUCAGCCUACGUCACAUUCGACCGAGACCGGCGGAUAAUUUAUCUAAAUAUCACGAAUACCCUGAACAUCACCAACAAUAAUUACUACUCAAUUAGCGUUGCCAACAUCACAGCACAGGUGCAGUUCUACAAGACUGUUAUCGGAAAGUCUGUUGUCAGCAAUGUCACCACUAUCACCCCCCUGGAUAUGCGUCAGGUUGAUUUCACUGUUCCCACGAUCAUAGCAAAUGAGAUGAGCUACAUAUUUGACUACUGUACCAUGCCGUCAAUUAAAGUGCAUAACAUUGUUGUCAUGAUGCAGAUGACUGUAACUGUCUUGUACUUUGGCCACGCUGAGCAGGUGUCUCUGGAGAAGUACCUGUACGUGGACUGUGGCUCAAACACCACAUCUUCACGUGGACACAUGAGUGUGAUACAGUGACGCCGCUCCGUAUGACCCACAGUCCAUCUUGUUCCCAUGUCGUGAAACAAAAGCCUGUCCGGAGUGUUACAAAUGGCAGAUGAUGAAGUCUGUACUGUAGGGUGACAACAUCAAGAUUGAUCAGGAAGUUUCAGCCAGAGCUCUGAUGUCUUUCUACACCAUCAUUAUCGAUUCUUUAGCACAGCGCUGAAGGUUUUGCUUGGAUAGACAGAAGCACUGUAGUACAUUUUGGGAAAAGGGAUGAUAGCAGCUGAAUAUUUUACAUGGAGCUGCAAACACUCAAACCACUUUGACUACUCAGUUACAAUUGUAUUUUUUCCUGUGCAUUUGUUUUGUAACGGUAAACAGCGUGCUGCAAUUUCCAUUUGAUCAUGCUCAUUUUAUGGUUAUUUAGCUCUUCGCGGAGCAGUAACUCUUGAUUUUUUUUUUUUUGAGUAUGGUGUUCACAUCAACAUGCCAGCUUUCAGAAAUGGAAAUGGAGUUUAUGGAAAUGUUGUAUUAAUUCAUAUUUUGGAUUUUUCCAACCUGUAAGACCUGUCAUUUUUCUGGGAGAAUGAAGGUCUAAACUUACGUUUAAAAAACAACUAAACAAAUAUUUAGUGGGAUGUUCUGAGGUCAUUACAAAGUGGAACAUGAAUCAGGUGUCAUAAAAUAUAUAUUAUAAUAAAUAUAAAUUUACCUCAGCAGGAACCUGUGGAAUACCAUAUAGUUAAGGAAACAUUUAACAAAAAGAAGGAAGGCCAUUCUUUUUUUUUUUAUUAUAAAAAGGACUUCCGUUUAAGAACUAAUUGUUCUUAAAAGCGUUUUUUUGUCACAUUUUAGUCAAAGUUGAGCUUUUUUUUUUUUU
Messenger RNA from Carassius auratus (goldfish), 1708 nucleotides. Its product is annotated as transmembrane protein 106B-like. The record is from RefSeq and is a predicted model, not a curated record. NCBI's taxonomy places the organism in Eukaryota, Metazoa, Chordata, Actinopteri, Cypriniformes, Cyprinidae. The transcript is spliced from 8 exons. Bases 91 to 861 code for a protein of 256 amino acids.